AUGCCGGAACCUCGCAGAGCUCUUAUUACGGGGAUUACGGGACAGGAUGGCUCCUACCUCAGCGAGCUGCUGCUGCAGAAGGGAUAUGAAGUCCACGGCAUCAUUCGUCGCAGCAGUACUGUGAACACUGAGAGGCUACUCCCAGUAACACAGAGAAUUCACCUGCACUUUGGCGACAUGGUGGAUUCGUCAUCCCUGUUUGACAUUAUCUCUCGUGUUCGUCCUCACGAGGUGUACAAUCUAGCUGCUCAGAGCCACGUGAAGGUCUCAUUUGAAAUGCCUAUACACACCACCGACGCUACGGCAGUUGGUGUUCUGCGCUUGCUGGACGCCAUUCGGGCUGCUGGCCUCGCACAAAGGACGCGAGUGUUUCAGGCGUCAUCUUCCGAAAUGUUUGGGUCAAGUGACUGGGACCUACAGAACGAAGAUACCCCAUUCAAGCCUUGUUCGCCUUACGGUGUUUCUAAGCUCUACGGGCACUUCACUGUGCAAACCUACCGGUCGGCGUACGGAAUGUUCUGUGUUAGUGGCAUUCUUUUUAACCACGAGAGUCCUCGAAGAGGAACAACUUUUGUUUCAAGGAAGAUCACAAUGGGCAUAGCUAGCAUCUUGAAAGGAGAGAUAGACUGUCUUGAACUGGGUAACUUAGAAGCUCGGAGAGACUGGGGUCAUUCGCGCGACUACGUAAAGAGCAUGUGGCUGAUGUUGCAGCAACCGACCCCGAAAGAUUACGUCGUUGCUACAGGCAAGUGGAAGGGUAAAGGCCUAGAGGAGGUAGGCACCUGCGGGGGCCGAAUACUCGUGCGUGUGGCCUCUGCACAUUUUCGUCCCACAGAAGUUAAUGCUUUGAAAGGAGACGCAUCAAGAAUUCGUAAAGAACUAAAGUGGCAGCCCGACACAACUUUCUCAGCCUUGGUGUAUGAGAUGCUGCAAAGUGACAUGCGCCUAGCGGGCUUAAGCCCUCCAACUCCAGCGGAGUGCAACAAACGCAUUUCGAAGCACAUGAAAGAUCCUGCUGACUUGUUGCUAAAGUAG
Molecule: messenger RNA, 1035 nt
Organism: Eimeria necatrix
Lineage: Eukaryota; Apicomplexa; Conoidasida; Eucoccidiorida; Eimeriidae
Product: GDP-mannose 4,6 dehydratase, putative
Exons: 9
Coding region: 1-1035 (344 amino acids)
Biological process (GO): GDP-mannose metabolic process
Molecular function (GO): GDP-mannose 4,6-dehydratase activity
Source: RefSeq, a predicted model, not a curated record